AUGAGAGCCUGGCAGGUAUAUAAGACAUCCAGCCGAGAUAUCAGACUUUGCUGGGUUUCGGCAUUCCUGAGACUGGCGUCGUAUGGCCUUACCAACCAAAUUUUGACGUUGUUUUUAACUGAAAUUGGCAUUUCGGAAAAGGAAACCGGCUGGUUCAUGUCUUUAACUUUGGUAGGCGAUGUCUGCAUAUCAUAUUUACUUACGUGGCAUGCAGACGCGUGGGGUAGACGCCGAAUUCUUACUUAUGGCGCAGUAAUGAUGGUGCUGAGCGGCAUGGUCUUUAGCUGGACCGAGAACUUCUAUGUGUUGCUGAUAUUUGCGAUUUUUGGUGUCAUUUCACCCUCUAGUGAUGAAGUGGGUCCUUUUAAGUCUAUCGAAGAGUCUAUGAUGGCCCAUCUCACGCCGCAUAAUCGCCGGCCGGAGAUUUACGCGAUCCACUCAUUUGUUAGUAUUUCCGGAAGUGCUUUGGGAUCGAUCUUCUGCGGCUGGUUCGUCCAUAUCCUGAAAAAUAACACCAUGUUAGACACUGACUUGAAGUGUUACAAGGCAGUUUUUGGGCUUUACACGAUCUUGGCCUUAGGUAAAUUAAUUUCUAUCCUGCUUCUGUCAGAAGCCGCUGAAUUGGACGCCCAUCAGCACGAACAAUUGGAUACCCAGCAAAUAAUGGACGAAACAGUUCCUCUUGUUGAUGUCGGAUCAAAAUCGGUCUCCAAAAUGGCACCAGAGACUGUUACUGUGAUGUUGAAGCUUCUAGUGAUCUUCAUGCUCGAUUCAUUUGGUUAUGGGUUUAUGACCAGCGCCUGGACUGUAUUUUACUACUCCGUUGUGUUUGGUCUUGGUCCAGCAGCACUUGGUGUCCUGUUUUUUGUCGCCAAAAUUAUGAUGGCAUUAUCGUCGCUGCCAUCAUCAACUAUAGCAAGAUCGUUUGGUCCCGUUAAGGCCACGUUAUUGGUCCAGGUACCUUCCGCGAUUUUCUUCAUUUUAAUUCCAUUCGCGGAGAGUCAUCUCUCGCUGUCUGUGCUAUUUUUCAACCUAUACAAUUUGACCACAGCCAUGGACGUUAUACCACGUCAAAUUCUGCUUACCAAUAUCGUCAAGCCAAGCGACUUAACGAGGGUUAUGGGAAUUGUCAACAUAGGCAAAACGUUUGCUCGCUGUAUUGGGCCUAUUUUCACCGGACUGCUUGCAGAUCGUGGUCUUCUGUGGUGCUGCUACUUGAUCAGUAGCGUCUUCGUGCUUCUAGCAGACUCAGUUUUAGCCUUUCUGUUUUUGGACAUCGACACGCAUGUUAUGAAGACUACAAACCUCUAG
Molecule: messenger RNA, 1311 nt
Organism: Lachancea nothofagi CBS 11611
Lineage: Eukaryota; Fungi; Ascomycota; Saccharomycetes; Saccharomycetales; Saccharomycetaceae
Source: the annotation of a GenBank genome assembly